UCUUAGAGCUCUGUCUUCACUGCACACCAUCCAGGGAAGGAAUGAGUGACAGACCAGCAGCAAGAAGCUGGGGUAAGUGUGGACGUCUGUGUAAGUGUGAGACCAUCAUGGUGGCAUUUAAAGGCGUCUGGACUCAGCCUUUCUGGAAAGCUGUUUCAGCAGAAUUUUUGGCCAUGCUAAUUUUUGUCCUCCUCAGCCUUGGCUCUACAAUCAACUGGGGUGGAUCUGAAAAGCCUCUGCCUGUAGACAUGGUCCUUAUCGCUCUCUGCUUUGGACUGAGCAUUGCAACCAUGGUGCAGUGCUUUGGACACAUCAGUGGUGGCCAUAUUAACCCUGCUGUGACUGUUGCUAUGGUCUGCACUAGGAAGAUCAGCCUUGCCAAGUCUGUCUUCUAUAUUGUUGCCCAAUGCCUGGGUGCCAUAGUGGGGGCAGGAAUUCUCUACCUUGUCACACCCCCAAGUUUGGUGGGAGGCUUGGGAGUUACUACGGUACACGGAGAUCUUUCCGCUGGCCAUGGACUCCUGGUGGAGUUGAUAAUUACAUUCCAGCUGGUUUUUACUAUUUUUGCCAGCUGUGAUUCAAAACGAAGCGAUGUCACUGGUUCAGUGGCUUUAGCAAUUGGAUUUUCUGUUGCAAUUGGACAUUUAUUUGCUAUCAACUACACUGGUGCCAGUAUGAAUCCUGCUCGAUCAUUUGGACCUGCAGUUAUCAUGGGGAAAUGGGAAAACCACUGGGUCUAUUGGGUGGGACCAAUAAUAGGAGCAGUCCUUGCAGGUGCCCUUUAUGAGUAUGUAUAUUGCCCAGAUACUGAGUUCAAGCGACAUUUUAAAGAUGUCUUCGGGAAGGCUACCCAUCAGUCUAAAGGGAAAUACGUGGAGGUGGAUGAUAGCAGGAGUCAAAUAGAGACUGACGACUUGAUCCUGAAGCCUGGCACGGUUCAUGUGAUUGACAUUGAGAGUGAAGACAAGAAGGGGAGUGAUCCAACCAAUGAGGUGCUAUCUUCUGUAUGACUAGCAAGGAGCACUGAAAGCAGAGAACGGCCUUCUAGAAUGUCCACAGAUAUCCUUCCACCCAUUAAAGAGACAGAUCUACUGUAAACCAGACACCUGCAAUAUCUGAAAAUGUAUGGAGAUGACAGCAGCUAUGUAGUUGCUUCACCAAGCUAUACACCUGCUCAGUUUGAUUACAAAUUUACUAUAUUUAAGAGUCCCCACAGAUUCUCCCAAAUUCAGAAAUGUCCUUUUUUGGGAGAGAGCAUUCCCAAAGUCAAUUUGAAAGAGCUGAUAGCAUUCCCUUUUUAAUAAGGCCAUCAAAAGCAAGAUGGAAAUAGAGAUGUUUAACAUUCAGAUUGACAGUUAAGACUUAUCUGCAAAUGCCUAUAGCAUGCAGACGUAUUUAUCAGAUUAUUCUUCUGACACUUAAUUGGCUGUUGUCAAUCCUGAUUAGAAUGUCUUAUCCAUUAAGUGUUCUUUGCAAGGUUCAGUGACAAUAAUGCCAAAGUACAGCAUGUAACAGAUUAAUCCAAAUUUAAGGUAGUAUUUUUUGUUCUUGUAUAUCCUAUCAUUUUUUCUUUACAAACUCUGAAAAAACUAUAUUUUCAUAGGCAAAAAUUGGUUCCUGUCAGUCAUCCUACCAAUUUUCAUCCAUUACAUAUCCAUGUUCUGGUGUAAAAAAUACUGCCUUCCUCCCGUUCCCCAAA
Molecule: messenger RNA, 1699 nt
Organism: Trachemys scripta elegans
Lineage: Eukaryota; Metazoa; Chordata; Testudines; Emydidae
Gene: AQP4
Product: aquaporin 4
Exons: 5
Coding region: 42-1010 (322 amino acids)
Biological process (GO): transmembrane transport
Cellular component (GO): plasma membrane; basolateral plasma membrane
Molecular function (GO): water channel activity
Source: RefSeq, a predicted model, not a curated record